Molecule: messenger RNA, 951 nt
Organism: Halteromyces radiatus
Lineage: Eukaryota; Fungi; Mucoromycota; Mucoromycetes; Mucorales; Cunninghamellaceae
Product: nucleotide binding protein
Exons: 3
Coding region: 28-951 (307 amino acids)
Biological process (GO): mitochondrial respiratory chain complex I assembly; iron-sulfur cluster assembly
Cellular component (GO): mitochondrion
Molecular function (GO): ATP binding; 4 iron, 4 sulfur cluster binding; ATP-dependent FeS chaperone activity
Source: RefSeq, a predicted model, not a curated record
UUUUUUUUUUAACAUUUAGACAAACUUAUGCUCGGUCGACGGUUUUUUUCAAUAACAAGGACAUUAUCACAUGAAAAUCCUUUGGGUAUACCACGAUCACCUGGCAAAUCAACAACAGCAAAACCGCCACCUAAUAUACCACGGAUGCAACGAGGACUUCCAACCAAACAAGCGAUUCGAGGAGUGAAAAAUGUAAUAGUAGUAUCUUCUGGAAAGGGUGGUGUGGGCAAGUCAACAACAGCAGUGAAUCUAGCAUUGGCAACGGCAGGAAUGAAACAUCGUGUGGGGAUCUUGGAUGCCGAUCUAUUUGGUCCAUCGAUUCCAUCCUUGAUGCAUUUAAAAGGUGAACCUGAACUGACAGAAAAUGGGGAUCGUUUGGUACCACUUAUGAACUAUGGUGUACAGUGUAUGUCUAUGGGUUUUUUGAUCCCUCAAGAUGCUCCGGUGGUAUGGCGUGGUCUGAUGGUCAUGAAGGCUUUACAACAACUUUUACAUCAAGUUGAAUGGAAGGAUGUGGAUUAUCUAUUUGUUGAUAUGCCUCCGGGUACAGGUGAUGUCCAACUCACACUUAGUCAACAAGUUAUUAUCAAUGGUGCUGUUAUUGUUUCUACUCCUCAAGAUAUUGCUCUUAUUGAUGCUGUCAAAGGAACUAAUAUGUUUAAAAAAGUCAAUGUUCCGAUUUUGGGAAUGGUGCAAAAUAUGUCCUUAUUCAUUUGUCCAAAUUGUCAACAUGAAACUCAUAUUUUUGGUGAUGAUGGUGCAAUGAGAAUGGCCAAUAAAUUAGAGAUUCCAUUUUUGGGUGAAGUGCCACUUCAUGCUGAUAUUUGUCAUUUAUCUGAUACUGGUCAACCUAUUGUGAUUUCUCAACCAGAUAGUGCAUUUGCUGCUCAUUAUCGUACGAUUGCAAGCAAUAUUAUUGAUUCCUUGAACAAACAAAAAAAUAUCCCCUAG